AUGGCACGUUCCAUCUAUAACACCAAACCAUUACACAGGAAACUACUUCUCCUCAACAUAUCCUUCAUUUUCCUCGUCUGUCUCUUCCUCAAUGCCUAUCUCCACCCUCCCAGUUCCGAUGUUGAUGCCUCCACAAAUGUGUUCAACCAUGCCAGAAUGCUCAGCGACAUCAGUGUUGAUGGUUGCUCUGAUCUUCACAAGUACUUGGAUAAUGACUCCAAGUGCUUAUAUGUUAAAUCCCAUGCUCAGUGCAGGUCAAAAGGGUAUAUAAAUUAUCUGCAGAUCUUUUACUGCAGCUUUGGACAUUCCCCAUUUUUGGGUCAUGCCCUGCUUAUACUGUGGCUUGUGAUUUUGUUUUAUCUUUUGGGAGAUACAGCUUCAAAUUACUUUUGUAGUAACCUGGAAGGUCUGUCUAAUAUCUUGAGACUAUCCCCCACCAUAGCUGGGGUAACCUUGCUUUCUCUCGGAAAUGGUGCCCCGGAUUUUUUUGCCAGUGUUGUUUCUUUCACAAGAUCCAAUGACGGUGCAGUUGGCCUGAAUAGCAUUCUGGGAGGGGCGUUUUUUGUGUCCAGUGCUGUCUUGGGGAUCAUAAGUUUUCUUGUUAGUGCAAAUGAAACUGCAAUUGACAAGGCCAGUUUCAUUAGAGAUGUCAUUUUCUUCCUUUUCUCACUUUUCAUUCUCCUUGUCAUCAUUUCUAUCGGGAAAAUCAGCUUGUUGGGUUCAAUUUUUUAUGUUUCCAUUUACUUCCUGUAUGUGUGUGCUGUGUCUGCAACACAUUUCAUCUAUGGAGGGGACAGGACAGAAGGGGAACUUGGCUCAUCUUCUGAUGACUUGACUGAGUCAGGCGUGCCCUUGCUAGGCUGUGUUGAUGAUGAGAAACCAAAUGGAUCAAACAAAGAGGUAAUGGAAGAUCAAGGGGAGAAGCAUCAUCAGGGUUUUGGUAAUAAUUCUUUUGACUUUACUUACUUGAGCAAGUUUCUACAUGUACUAGAGCUACCUCUUUGCUUGCCAAGAAGGCUUACUAUACCAGUUGUGAGUGAGGAAGGUUGGUCAAAGCCAUAUGCUGUUAUAUCUGUCACAUUGGCACCAGUGUUAUUUUCAGCUCUUUGUAACACCCAAAUGGAAAAUGAGAGUUCAAGGAGUAGUCUUGUUUCAUACUUGACAGCUGCUUUGAUUGGCAUUGUUUUGGGGAACAUGGCAUGUGUGACAACCAAGAGCACUAGUCCACCCAGAAAGUGCUUGUUUCCUUGGCUAGCUGGGGGCUUUUCCAUGAGUGUAACAUGGACUUACAUCAUUGCUGAGGAACUUGUUUCCCUCUUGGUUGCAAUUGGGAAUGUGAUAGGAGUUAGUCCUUCAAUCCUUGGACUAACUGUCCUAGCUUGGGGUAAUUCUCUAGGAGAUUUGAUAGCCAAUGGUGCAAUGGCCAAGAAUGGAGGAGCUGAUGGGGCCCAGAUAGCUGUCUCUGGUUGUUAUGCAGGCCCUAUGUUUAACAUUUUGAUGGGCUUGGGCUUACCUCUUCUACUCUCAGCAUGGUCUGAAUACCCAGAGUCUUAUGUGAUUCCCAAGGACCCUUCUCUUUUUGCAACACUUUUGUUCUUGAUGGGAGGGGUGCUUUGGGCCCUUGUGAUAUUGACAAAGAAGAAUAUGAAGCUUGAUAAGUCAUUGGGAAUUGGGCUCUUGACCAUUUACCUCUGCUUUUUGUUUAUAAGGAUGGUCAUUGCAAUUGGUGUUAUUAAAUUUUAA
This is a messenger RNA of Vigna radiata var. radiata (mung bean), 1743 nucleotides long. RefSeq names its product cation/calcium exchanger 1-like. The coding region runs from base 1 to 1743 and encodes 580 amino acids. The record is from RefSeq and is a predicted model, not a curated record. The transcript has a single exon. NCBI's taxonomy places the organism in Eukaryota, Viridiplantae, Streptophyta, Magnoliopsida, Fabales, Fabaceae. Gene Ontology annotation, cellular component: membrane. Gene Ontology annotation, biological process: transmembrane transport; monoatomic cation transport. Gene Ontology annotation, molecular function: monoatomic cation transmembrane transporter activity.